This is a messenger RNA of Scatophagus argus, 2066 nucleotides long. RefSeq names its product S-antigen; retina and pineal gland (arrestin) a (gene saga). Lineage: Eukaryota; Metazoa; Chordata; Actinopteri; Scatophagidae. The transcript is spliced from 14 exons. Gene Ontology annotation, cellular component: photoreceptor outer segment; photoreceptor inner segment. Gene Ontology annotation, biological process: G protein-coupled receptor internalization; signal transduction. The record is from RefSeq and is a predicted model, not a curated record. Gene Ontology annotation, molecular function: G protein-coupled receptor binding. The coding region runs from base 1 to 1248 and encodes 415 amino acids.
AUGACCCUCAAUCUGUCCAUCUUUAAGAUUAAUCCAAAGAUAUCUGCUGCCAUGAAGAGACCAUGUUUCAAAGUGUUCAUGGUGUCUGUGCUCCUGCUUCAGGUUGGAGUCUACAUGGGGAAGAGAGACUUUGUGGACCGCGUCGACUCUGUGGACCCAGUGGAUGGCGUCAUCAUCGUCGAUCCUGAGGCUCUGCAGGGGAGGAAAGUGUUUGUCACCCUGUCUUGCACCUUUCGGUACGGCAGAGACGACAUGGAUGUGAUGGGGAUCGCCUUCCGCAGGGAGCUGUACCUGUCGACCCGCCAGGUGUACCCGCCUCUGCAGGACCGCGAGAAGGGCAUCCACACCAAGAUCCAGGCCAAACUGCUGCGCAAGCUGGGAGACAACGCCUACCCGUUCUUCUUCGAGUUUCCUGACAACCUGCCUUGCUCAGUGGCUCUUCAGCCGGCGCCCCACGACGUCGGGAAGCAAUGUGCCGUGGAGUUUGAGAUCAAAGCGUUCAGCGCUGAGAGCCAGGACGCUAAAGUCCGCAAACGGAGCACAGUGAAGCUGAUGCUCAGGAAGGUCCAGUACGCUCCAGAGAGCGACGGAGUGCCGCCCUCCGUUGAAACCACCCGGGACUUUGUCAUGUCGGACAAACCGCUUCACGUCAAGGCCAGCCUGGACAAAGAGAUGUACUACCACGGUGAGCCCAUCAAAGUGCACGUCAGUGUCACGAACAACUCCAACAAGAACAUCAAGAACAUCAUCGUCUCUGUGGAUCAGGUCGCCACGGUGGUGUUGUACUCCAACGACAGCUACGUCAAGUCUGUGGCCAUUGAGGAGCCUGGGGAUUCGGUGUCUCCAGGGGCAACCCUGCAGAAAGUCUACACGCUGCUGCCUCUGCUGGCCAACAACAGGGAGAGGCGGGGCAUCGCUCUGGACGGCAAACUGAAGCAUGAAGACACCAACCUGGCAUCAUCAAGCAUUAUCAAAGAAGGUGUGCUGAAGGAAGUCAUGGGGAUCAUGGUCUCAUACAGAGUCAUGGUGAAGCUCAUUGUUGGAGGGAUGGUGGGAUCGAGUGAGGUCGGACUGGAAAUUCCCUUCAAACUGAUGCAUCCUAAACCCGAUUCAGUGAAGGAAAGUGAGAUGGAGGAGGAGGUGGAGUUCCAGGAGUUCAAGCGCUCCUACCUGAAGGGGAUGGCUGAUGACGAGGACGAAGACGGAAACGUGUCGGGUGGGGACGACAUGGCGCCCAAAGAGAAGUAGAGGAGAGUCCGUCAGAGGGACAGCAGCUGGAACAAAGACUGCUGAGUCAUCUCAGAGUUUGUGCUAGAAAAAAGCUGAGACUUCAUGAAAGGACCAUGUGUCUGUGAUUCUGCAUGCUUUAGUACUACUUAGACGUACUUUAUCGAGUACACUAAUAUUCCCUUCCACCAACAUGGAACAAGUUCCAUUAUGGCUCAUGUACUUGAUUUUGAACAGUUACAACCACUGACUGUAUAUAAAAAGGAACGACAUGAGAGCUCCCCAAAAGUGAAGCCAAAACACCUGAUCGCCCCCUGGUGGCUGGCUGCAGUACAUCUCAUAAAUGAAACUGAAAACUUUUUCAGUUUUUGUGCCCCUGAAUCCCCCACGCAGCACCAUCAACCCGCAUACUGCAGUGUGGGGGUGUGAGCGUAAGGUGAAGCACAGCAUUGAAGAGUGAGGCAAAAAUCUUUUUCACCGACGACUUCUUCCUGUUCACAUGUAAAAUCACUCACAUGGUCCUUCAGUAGAAUAAGUGAAGAUUCCUCGUAAAGCAGUUUGUAAGAGUUUUUUUUUCUUUCAGUAAAACAGCUGAGUGAUAUCAUUACUCAGCUGUUCAUUUUCUACAGUCAGAGAACAUGUGGACUGCGUGAUGAAUGCAAAGGUGUUUUAGUCAGUUUGAUUUGAAUACUGUGAAGGUCUAGUUUUGUUUGCUUUCAGACUCAUCUGUUGUGUCGCUUGCUGCUGCUGAUGACUUUUACUGUAGCAACAGUAUGUAGAAGGCUAAACCUUAUUUGACUUUUAAGGGACUAUUCAGUUUGAACUCUGUCACAAUAAAA